Messenger RNA from Botrytis cinerea B05.10, 2230 nucleotides. RefSeq lists its product as hypothetical. NCBI's taxonomy places the organism in Eukaryota, Fungi, Ascomycota, Leotiomycetes, Helotiales, Sclerotiniaceae. The record is from RefSeq and is a predicted model, not a curated record. Gene Ontology annotation, molecular function: heme binding; iron ion binding; oxidoreductase activity, acting on paired donors, with incorporation or reduction of molecular oxygen. The coding region runs from base 422 to 2122 and encodes 566 amino acids. The transcript is spliced from 3 exons.
GAGCCUUCUACAACGUCGAUGUUAUUGAACAGGAGUGGAAAGUCUUUAAGAGUUUCUGCUGCUGAUUGAACCCUUUCAUUUUGUUGUACUACAAUGUUUCCACUAGAUUAGGUCAAUGCAAAUCAAAUAAGAGAUGGUCGAGCUCCUCUAGUCCUAAGCUCGCGAACGACUUGGGGACUUGAAACUAACUUAAACUUCUCCGGCUUCAAGUGUUUCCGCGACCCACUGAGACGAUGCGCCGCUUUGAUUGUCCUCAAUACUGUUCGGAGUAGGUGAUUGUAGGUGCUGCUACGAGCCAUGCUUCCUGAGCUUCUUCUGUUAUUGGUUGGGUAGGUGGAGGCCUACUGGGUACUUCAACUCUCCUUAAUAAGAUGUAUUCAAAAUUUCAGAUUUCGCGUUGUGUUGAUCUUAAGCCUUUACUAUGGUGUUGAACGAUGCUUCUGCGACGACAAUGUCUUCUUCGUUUUUGAGCUUGCAGAAUUACAACGUCAGUAGGCCUCUGAUUGCAAUUACCUUGAUCUUAGCUAUCGGGCUGGUGGCAUUGUUUGGUAAGCUUGGUCGUAAGGAUGAGGAGGACACAAAAGGGACUGAACCUCCCGAGGUCAAAUCAAGGAUGCCACUAUUUGGGCAUUUGAUCGGUAUGCUGAAGGGACAAGUUGGCUACUUCCAGACUUUAAGUUCCAAGUACCCUCUUUAUUCGGGUUUCACGCUCAAGAUAUUCGCCGCUCGCAUCUACGUUAUCUGCGAACCUUCGCUAAUUCAAGCUGCAUAUCGCAACACGAAAGCGUUUGAUUUUACCACAUUUGUUGUUGAUUCUUCGAAACGUGCGUUCAAUAUUGGCGAAGAUGGAAUGAAAAUAAUUCGCGGAGAAACCUCACCAGAUUAUGACCCGAAAGGGCCGUUUCUAAAUGGGAACAAUGGAACAUCGUACCUGAACGAGAAUCAUAGAUUGAUGGUAGAAUACUUGGGACCUGGUGGAAGUCUGCUAGAAUUGAACAAAGGGGUUCUGGGUUCUGUUGCUGAUAUCCUCAACAAGCUUGAUCAGAACUCUGAAAAAGUAUCCCUCUAUAGAUGGAUGAGAGAUACCCUUACGUUGGCUACAUCUGCGUCUCUUUACGGGCCACACGAUCCCGUGAGUGCUGAUCACAGCCUCAUAGAUUCUCUCUGGGACUUCGAGGAAGGCAUGACAAUACUUAUGCUUGAAUUUCUUCCUACAUUUACUUGUCCGAGAGCCUAUCAUGGCCGUAGAGCCAUCAAAACUGCCUUUGCAUCAUAUUAUGCUUCAUCACAUCAUAUGACCGCCAGCGCCCUCGUAAAAUCACGAUUGGAGUGCUCCCAGAAAUGGGGCCUGACAGCCGAUGAGAUUGCGAACAUCGAAAUCUCUACACUUUUUCUUGCGACAACCAAUUCAGCACCAACAUGUUUUUGGCUACUUGUUAACAUUCUUUCAGAUCAGGCUUUGGUAUCUUCCAUUCAGACCGAGAUCUCCAAUAUCAUAUCAAAGAAUAAAGAUGAGAACGGAAUAGAAGAAUGUGUCAUGGACAUUGCUCUGUUCCAAUCUUGUUGUCCUACAUUAAUGUCGUGCUUUCGUGAGACACUUCGUUUCGCUGAUGCAGCAACAUCUGUCCGAUCCGUUACCCAAGAUGUAAUUCUCACAGCAUCAACCUCUCAAUCUUCGUUUUUGCUUAAAGCUGGAAACGUCAUACAACUUCCUUCUGGAGUUACUCACAAUUCGCCAUCGAUCUGGGGGCCAGAUGUUAAUUCUUUUAAUCCAAUGCGAUUCCUACCAGAUACCAUUGCGAAACUUGGCAAAGAGCAGAAGAAACAGCAAACACAGGGAUACUUUCCCUUUGGUGGUGGAAAGCAUUUAUGCCCAGGAAGACAUUUUGCCACGACUGAAAUACUUUCACUUGUUGCUGCUAUUAUCAUGGGGUUUGAUAUUGAGGGUUCCAGUGUGCCGGAUAGAGCAUUUCAAAAGUUGGGGACAGCGGUUAGGAAACCCAAAAAUGAUGUUGAAGUCAACAUAAAGAGGAGAAAGGGUUGGGAAAAUGUCAAAUGGAGAUUCAAUGUGCAGGGUAAAGUUGAUUUUGAGGCUUUGGUGGGAGAGAAGACUGAUGCCUGACCUAUGUUUUGAGAUAUAUCAUUAUUUUACGAGAUUUUGGUGCUAGCUGUUAUUCUCAGGCUAGCUUGAACUGUAAUUCAAUAAAGGUCGUUUGAUAUCCUGAGUUCA